Molecule: messenger RNA, 1893 nt
Organism: Serpula lacrymans var. lacrymans S7.9
Lineage: Eukaryota; Fungi; Basidiomycota; Agaricomycetes; Boletales; Serpulaceae
Exons: 6
Coding region: 30-1562 (510 amino acids)
Cellular component (GO): cytoplasm
Source: RefSeq, a predicted model, not a curated record
GGGCUUUUGGCCUUUCCACCGUCUACGCCAUGGGCAACAGCGCGUCCUCCUCUGGGCGCGGUCACCACGACGAAACCGUAGAUUACGGUCAUUUAUCUCCUCAGGGCGUUUACACCGGUUCCAAAGACUGGAAUCAUGCUAUCGUCACCCAACUCAUCGCAGAUCGCAAAUUAGCCCCUUUCUAUCGUCCUUUGGAGGACUACGACGACGCUUGGGACGAUGACCGGAUUCUUGCUGCCAGGAGAGACCCUCCAGAGUCCGAGCCGACCCAUCCAGAUGCACAACCGCCUCCUCGGCCUGGCGCUGACUCACGCGACACCACAAAGUCCAGUCAUAAUCCCAGCAAACGUCCCUCAAACCUUAAGGAACCAAGUCGAUGUCCAGAGGCUGCUGUUUAUAGAGGUGCUGUAGAAUGUCCAAUAUGUUUCUUGAUUAAGAGAAACGAACCAACUGCGACACACCUCGUAUCAGAUCCUGCCGCUUGUCCUUACUGCGUCCAAGAUAAUUUCGGCGUCACAUAUACGCCCCCUCCAUGGCGAGCUGGGAUUGGAAGCGAGGGAACGACGCAGCCGUUCAUAGAAUCUAGCACGGUAUCUACUCAGAAGCGUCGUCGUAAGAGUUUCGGUCAUGACAGCCCCGAGGUUGUUACAACUGAUCAAAUACGACCCGACUGGGAAGCUAAAUUAGCUGCCGUACGUUCCACCGUUGCGCGCCGCGCCAACAGACGGAUUAUAAUGCGCCAAGUUGGGGAUCGUCUUAUCCCAGUAGGAGUGACAAGCGGUCGGGUUCAUGCUCUACCUUCAUCCGAGGAUGGUCAUGAACCUACUGAUAACGGGGGAAGUCGUAGAUCGCGCCGUCAGCGCCAUCAAAACCCUGACAUUAAUCAGCUGCUAGGCUCCAUGGGUCUCGGAGGUCAAGAUUUGGAAGAGUUGAUGGUGAUGGAGGCUAUGAGACUUUCGCUUUUGGAGCAUGAAGAGCAGCAAAGGAGAGAAGCUGAUAAACGGAAGAAUGAAGGAGAGGAAGUAACCGAAGGAGUACAGUCUCGGAACGAGUCAACAUCGGCUGCGCAGCCUUCCAGUCAGUCGUCGACGCCCACCAAUGUAUCAAGUAUCAGCUCUCAUCCCACGUCUAACCCUGCAUCCGAGUUGUCCUCUACCAGUGAAAAUAACGCCUCUGGCUCUUCUAAUAUCGCGGAUGGGAGUACAGGUAGCCAGAAUGCUGCGCAGCGGAGUCGAUCAGCGACGCCUUCAUCAGAGCAUGUCUCUACUCCAUCAAACCAUGUCGCUGUAGAUACGCCACCCAGCGUCUCCAUGCCCAGCACUACAGCCGGUGAUGAACAAGUUCAUCUGUCUAGGCCACCGAUAUCUGGCAGUGGCAACGGAAGGGUUGAAUCGUCAAUGUCGACAGAUUCGGCUACUUUGUUUUCGGCGGAACCUGGAGGUAAAUUCUCGUAUAAUGCUUUACCUUCCUCCCCGGACUCUUCAGCGGAUGAUCAGCCGCUGCUAGAUAAGUCUGAACCACACGCCACGGGUAAAGAACCAUCCGCGAGCAGUUCGAUUUAAUGCGAGUUGGCCGUCACGUAUUUUAACGAAAUGGACAUCCAGACCAGUAAUGUCGGGAUUAUAGACUGAGAACAAGUAGCUGAGGAAUUGCGUUUGUGACAUCACAAACCUACAUUCCCCUUUCACGAAUUACAUCGAGUCAUUGUAGCACUGUCGUUUUAUAUUCCAACUGUGUUAUCUAUUCUAUUCAUCGCCCCUACAAUUCUCUUCCCGUGUCUUUUCUCCCAUUUCUUUACCCAAAUUUUUGUCAUGUGAUAUCUAGUUUUUCCUAUGUCUAUGCUUUAGACCGAAACGAGUCUUAAUAUGGCCUACUCAUGAGUACUGAGUAUCA